AUGGGGCUAAAAAAUCCUUAUAUUGUGUCACAAGUCAAGCCAUCCUCAGCUGAGAAGCGCUCUUCCUCGCUCAUCCGUCACUGGUACCAAAAAAUGGCUAAGCUGGAGCCUUGUAAUUUGUUCAAGCCCCACCCCAAUCACUCUCUAGAGGAUGAAUGUACCAUCUUGAAGCCGAAUGUUCUUCACAAUGCCGUCACGCAUGUCAGGCACGAUGAAUGGCUUCAAUUGUCCGUCAAAUUAGUUUUGCAGGUUAAACAGCGGCACCAAAUAUUUAGAGACACGGAAGGAUUGCUGCCCAAGGGAUACCGCCACAUACAGAGAAAAGAAGGGGGAAACGUCCCAAUACCUUCAAAUACCGGACACAAGAGGAGAGGCAUGGGCGACAUUUAUGCCUCCCGUAUUUCGCUCUGCGUCCAAGAGAGGGUAUCCCAAGAGCAACGCAUGAACAAAUCCCCCAAAGAGGUCCAAAAAAAAAAAGGAAUUGAAGCAAGUGAAUGCCCUGACGACGCUCAAAGAUGGCGUCACACAAAGGAUGUAGGAGACAAAAUUGGAAGGACCCCAGUGUACCCCCCAAAUAGCUAA
Messenger RNA from Trypanosoma rangeli, 582 nucleotides. RefSeq lists its product as uncharacterized. Bases 1 to 582 code for a protein of 193 amino acids. The record is from RefSeq and is a predicted model, not a curated record. The transcript has a single exon. Lineage: Eukaryota; Euglenozoa; Kinetoplastea; Trypanosomatida; Trypanosomatidae.